AUGCCUCUCUCCGCCUCCUCCGCCAUCCCCGCAACACAUCAUGGCAGCACCUCUCAAGACUCCGACCCUCGUGUCGACGAGGCAGCUCAUGAGCUCUUGGAGCUGUUCACACGAUUCGUGCAGCAGGCCCUCGGUGGAUGCGGUGAUUCCAGGUGCACCGAGGUGGCCUGUCAUACCGGCCGUGUCAACACCAGCGAGCGUCCCGUCCGACGGUACACGGCCAGAUCCGCUCGUGCAGUCGCCCUGACCAUCUGCUCUCUCCCGGAUCCUCGCUGUCGUCUCUGUCCCUACUUUGAGCCAGCCCCUGAUGACGUCGGCCACCAGCCAGAGGACAAGGCAGUGGGCGCGGCCGCGGCACACGACCCGUCCAACUUGAUGCAGCUCUUCUGCGACACAAACCUCAUUGCUCGGCUUCCGCAACAUGCCGCCACCCUCGCCUCGGACCAUGAACUUGGACGCAUUCACGACAAAGUCUCCAGAAUGCUGAAGCUGGCUGCACGCCUACCUUCCUUGGACGGUGAGGGCUUCCUCUCCAACAGUCAACUCGCUGAUGGGCUUUUCGAAUGCCUCGAAUGGCUGCUCAGCAGAACACCCUUGCAGAGGAUGGCCCCAUGGAAAAUGGUCAACCGUGAGUUCAUCAGCAAAGGCUACGCGUAUCCCCCACAGCACGGCAAUCUACCCGUCGAUGAGACUUACAACACGUGGCUUACCAUUCUCGAUUUGCUGGAGCACGGACCCUAUCUAUACCUUUGGAAGCGCAUGCUACACGUCAUCAUCCGUCGGCGAGCACUCCAGCAGGCUCUGGGUGCCGUCGCAACGAGAGUAGGCAGCAAGACUACGUUCAAGAGGCUAGACGAAUCAGUCCCCCAUCUGCUCGCGGCCAAGGUAUGCAGAAAUUAUGCCUCGGAUCCGACACGAGUCCUCGCCCUCAUAGUCUGGCUUAAAAAGGUCUUUACCAAAACAUGGGACUCCCAACCGAUGGUCCUUGAGCACGAUCCCAUCUACGCAGCGGUGGAAAUCCUGGCGCAGAUUCAGGAUCAAGGCAUACCCGGGCUACCUCCAGACACUUUCUACAUGCCCUUUAUUGUUUCGCGAAUUGGCAUCGGUGAGCUCGCAAGCUCAUUCUCUUCGGAAGGCAGGAAGAGAGCACUUCACAUUGCACAGUACAAUGCCUUCAUCGCAUUUUCAGAUCUAUCCCUCAUGUUUCGAUCUGUGAAUCAUCUCACGAUGAGGUAAUACCAGCGAGCAAAUCUCCAUGCUUCGGCGAAUUUCUGGCUGACAGGAAUGCACAGAGAAGCACACGCAGCUGUUGAGAAAGCGCAUGCAUUGCGAAGACGUACUGACCUACAGGUACAGGAAGACCUUCUCCCUGAACAGAUCCAGCAUGCUGAGCAAUAUUAUCUUCUGCUAAACGUCAGCCGUGCCAAUGUUCUCAGGGAUGCCUUUGAUCACUUGUGGCACCGUCGGAAGGGCGAACUCCGCCGUCCACUUCGAGUUCGGCUUGGAGAGGCGGACGAGCUCGAGAUCGGGCAUGAUUUAGGAGGUGUACAGAUCGAAUUCUUCAAUCUGGUCUGCAAAGACGCCUUUGCAGAGGAAGCCCGUAUGUGGUCGCGCCCUCGAUUGCGUCUUCGGAGCUAACGCAAGAAUCAGAGAUGUUCACAACCGAUUCCACGACAGGCUUGAGCUAUUUCGCACCCGGCUCUUUGCAGCCACUCUACAUGUUUGAGCUGCUGGGCAUGCUUAUGGCUCUUGCCGUGUACAAUGGAAUCACCUUGCCCGUUACCCUCCCCUGGGUCUUCUAUGCCCUGCUUGACGGGGCCAUUCUUCCGCCAGAGUAUCCACAGCUAGGAGUGUCUGGGAUUCAAGACGGAUGGCCGGUGGUUGCGAAUUCACUACAAAGCAUUCUUGAGCAAGAUCUCGAAGGCCUCGAUUUCACUUUUCCGCUCGAAGCGAAUGGUGUGCGCCUGACCGUCCUACUUCCCUGUGCCGGAAUUAGAAAGACGGGUGAGCGAAGGGAGUUGAAAGUGGUCAGCUGCGUAGGCGUCGCCGGAGCACCGGUCAACUUGGAUGAUAUCUCGGAAUCAUGGCCUGGCUGGAAACUCGUCAAGGCAACCAGCGAAGACGUGAUCUCAGAUGUAACGCCAGAGAACAAGCACGCGUAUGUCCAGGAUUACUCCAAAUUCCUCUGCUACGGGUCCGUUGCGCCUCAAUGCGAUGCCUUCUUCCGGGGCUUCUACGAUUCCAGCGUGCUGGACGCCCGGGCCAUUGAUCUCUUCACUCCCGAACAGCUCAAACUCCACAUUGAGGGAUCCAACCACAUCGACAUCAACGACCUGCGAAGCUGCGCCAAGUACGAAGGGUACGAGCCGCAUUCCCGCUACGUGUCGAUGUUCUGGCGCAUCGUGGCCUCGUGGCCCGAAGCGAAACACCGACAACUGCUCAAAUUCGUCACGGCCGCGGAGCGCACGCCGAUCACCGGCGCGAAGAACCUGACGUUUGUGAUCAAGCGGAAUUGGCCCGGCAACCCGGACGCCCUGCCUACGAGUUCGACGUGUUUCGGGACCCUGUAUCUGCCCAAGUAUCCGAGUGCGGAGGUGCUGGCUGCCAAGUUGAACCUGGCGUUGAAGUAUGGCACGGAAGGGUUUGGCACGGGAUAG
Lecanosticta acicola is the source of this 2657-nucleotide messenger RNA. Lineage: Eukaryota; Fungi; Ascomycota; Dothideomycetes; Mycosphaerellales; Mycosphaerellaceae. The record is from the annotation of a GenBank genome assembly.